This is a messenger RNA of Camelina sativa (false flax), 1066 nucleotides long. RefSeq names its product methylesterase 17. Gene Ontology annotation, biological process: jasmonic acid metabolic process; salicylic acid metabolic process. Gene Ontology annotation, molecular function: methyl salicylate esterase activity; methyl indole-3-acetate esterase activity; methyl jasmonate esterase activity. The record is from RefSeq and is a predicted model, not a curated record. Lineage: Eukaryota; Viridiplantae; Streptophyta; Magnoliopsida; Brassicales; Brassicaceae.
CUGGGAAAGAAGCAAAAAAUAUUUUUCACUAUAUAUGAGCUUGACAAUUGUGACAAGACACACACAGAGCAUUCUGUAGAAGGUGAACCCCAUAAAAACAUCCGGCUAAACUCCAACGUAGUCCAUAUCGAUGGCGGAGGAGAAUCAAGAAGAAACCCUAGAACUCAAACCGAUAAGAAAACCACCACACUUUGUGCUAAUACACGGCAUGAGCUUAGGAUCAUGGUGCUGGUACAAGAUCAAGUGUCUCAUGGAAGUCUCUGGUUUCGACGUCACUUGCAUCGACCUUAAAUCCUCCGGAAUAGAUUCUUCAUCCGCCGACUCUCUCACUUCCUUCGACCAGUAUAACCAACCACUCAUCGACUUCCUCUCCUCUUCCCCCGAAGAAGAACAGGUGAUACUUGUGGGUCACAGUGCAGGGGGGCUUAGCGUGACAAGCGCGAUACAGAGGUUCCCUAAGAAGAUAUGUCUCGCUGUCUAUAUCGGAGCUUCGAUGCUCAAAUACGGGCUCCAAACCGAUGAAGAUAUGAAAGAUGGAGUGCCUGAACUAUCAGAACAUGGUGAUGUCUACGAGCUCAGCUUCGGUUUAGGAACCGAGAAUCCUCCAACCAGUGCUAUUAUCAAACAUGAGUUCCGACGAAAACUCCUUUACCACAUGAGUCCUCAACAGGAAUGUUCCUUGGCUGCAUUAAUGAUGAGACCAGCACCGAUUCUGGCGCUAACGACAGCAAAACUGGAAGAAGAGGAAGAAACAAAAGGAGAAGAGGAUAAGGAGCACGUGCCGCGUGUGUACAUAAAGACGUUACAUGACCGAGUCAUGAAACCGGAGCAGCAAGAGGCGAUGAUAAGAAGGUGGCCACCGAGCCAAGUUUACGAAUUGGACAGCGACCAUUCUCCUUUCUUCUCUAACCCUUUCGUCCUCUUCGGUUUACUCAUCAAAGCUGCCGUUUCCGUCGGUUCUAUCUAAACCAAAAAAUUACGUAAUAAUGAUCAGUUACGUGGUAGAGAGCGUUAUUUAUUAUUAUUUUUUUUUAAACGACAUUUUUAUUUAGUUCACAAUUGAUUU